This is a messenger RNA of Dicentrarchus labrax (European seabass), 5660 nucleotides long. It is a transcript of the gene znf319b, whose product is annotated as zinc finger protein 319b. The transcript has 3 exons. NCBI's taxonomy places the organism in Eukaryota, Metazoa, Chordata, Actinopteri, Moronidae. Bases 516 to 2381 code for a protein of 621 amino acids. The record is from RefSeq and is a predicted model, not a curated record.
UUUAUUCAUGUUCCCGUGCGCGGGCAGGGGCUCAGAAGCUAGCCGAUAGCUAGCUACCAAUUUCUAUCAAAAUGCCUAUGUUUUCGCCAGCCGGGAGGAUGCCCUAGGAGCCAAAUAAAUGAACACGUGAAACGAUAGCGUUUAGGGGGUGAUUUGGGAAAUCGCGGGAGAAUUUUCGACCAUUUGAAUGACCCGCAAAUCCAAAUAUUUUCCGGCCCCUGAAGCCACAGCGCUCGAACAAGAGAGCUCCCGAGCACCGUCUGCGGAUGUGAAGAAGAGACCUAGCGGUAUUUGGGGGAGUAGCUAACCUACUACAGACUGGCAUCUAUCGGGGACACUCAGGAGGCUUUUCUAAACACUCCAGAUACCACUUGAAGGCCAAGAAUAAAGUUAAAGUAGGGGAAGUCUGAUAUCCACGCAGCUGUUCUCCUCUGUGCAUCUGUUCCCGCCAUUAUAUCCUCCCCUACUACCUCUCCACCAAGCACCCUCGCUAGUUCUUCACUGCUGCUACUGCAAUGGAUUGGGCCACACCAGCUGCCAAACUGAAUCCCUACACCAGAGCCCGCAUGACAGAGGCCUGGCAGCAGCAUGCGGUCGCUCCACCUCAAGUCGUCCACACCAUCCCUCCAGGAGCUGAGAACGCGUUGGGCUGUGCUGUGUAUGGCAUUGUACUUCAGCCAGAUGCCACGUCUUUGCAGCAACAGAGUCAACAUGGACAGCACAGCCAACACAGCCAACAACACAGCGGGGGUCAGCAGCUUGGAGGCGGGCAGCACAGUCAGCAGCAGCACCCCGCCCAGGCCCAGCAGCCCUCCCUACAGGUAGGGACGGAGGGAGGACACAAGUGUGGGGCCUGUGGACACGAUAUCUCCCACCUGGCCAACCCACAUGAGCACCAGUGCAUGGUGAGUCAGGACAGGUCAUUCCAGUGCACACAGUGCAUGAAGAUUUUUCACCAGGCGACAGACUUGCUAGAACACCAGUGUGUUCAGGUGGAGCAGAAACCGUUUGUGUGUGGGGUGUGUAAGAUGGGCUUCUCUCUACUCACUUCUUUAGCCCAGCACCACACAUCCCAUAACAGCACCAACCCAAUGAAGUGUUCAAUAUGUGAGAAGACCUACCGACCCGGUUCUUCUGGCAACGUCACACCCAACUCAAAUAAUCCCCAGCAGUCCGGCAGUGAUGGGGCGUCAGCCAGCAGCAGCUCAUCCAUUCUACCCUUUCCCUCGGCCCGAGACCGGCCGUACAAAUGCUCUGUUUGCCAGAAGGGCUUCAAACACCUGUCAGAACUCACACGGCAUGAGAGGGUGCACACAGGAGAGAAGCCCUUCAAAUGUGACACAUGUGACAAGGCCUUCAGCCAGUCGUCACACCUACAGCACCACCAGCGAACACACAGCAGUGAACGCCCAUUCAAGUGUGCUGUUUGUGAGAAGAGUUUCAAGCACCGCUCCCACCUCGUGCGCCACAUGUAUGUGCACUCCGGUGAGCACUUGUUCAAAUGCAACUUAUGUGAGCUGCACUUCAAAGAGUCGUCAGAGCUCCUCCACCACCCCUGCCACCCGCAGGGUUCUCGGCCAUUCCGCUGUGCCACAUGUGGUAAGGGUUUCAAGCGGCCAUCUGACCUGCGCCAACACGAGCGCACACACUCAGAGGAGCGUCCCUUCCACUGUGAUGAGUGUCAGAUGAGCUUCAAGCAGCAAUAUGCGCUGGUGCGCCAUCGACGCACACACAAAGACCCUACUGACCGGCCAUUCAAAUGCAAUCUGUGCGACAAGGGCUUCAUGCAGCCCUCUCACCUCCUCUACCACCAGCACGUCCACGGCAUGGACAACCUGUUCAAGUGCGCCUCAUGCCAGAAGGAGUUCAGCCAGUCAGGAGAGCUGCUCAGACACAAGUGUGGCGAGUCGUCAAACACCUCGCCCGACAAGCCGUACAAGUGCGACGUGUGUGGCAAGGGCUACAAGAAGAGUUCCACGUUACAGCGUCAUCAAAACUCUCACUGCCAAGAGAAGCCCCUCAAAUGCUCGCUCUGUGACCGCCGCUUCCUGUCCUCUUCGGAAUUUGUCCAGCAUCGCUGCGACCCGUCGCGGGAAAAACCGCUGAAGUGUCCUGACUGUGAAAAACGUUUCAAAUACUCUUCAGACCUGAACCGACACCGGCGCGUGCACACAGGGGAGAAACCGUACAAAUGUGGCCACUGCAACAAGGGCUUCAAACAGCGCGAGCACCUGACCAAACACGCGAGCACGCACUCCAGAGAGGGCCAGUUCAAGUGUGUUUGGUGCGGCGAGCGUUUCAGUGACUUGGGCUCUUUGCAGGAUCACACGGUGCAGCACACAGCCGAUGGAGGGGGUUACCCUGUGCCCCAGUGCAUAUAAAUCCUUGGAAACUUUUUCUCUCAAACAGACAGUCCCCUCAACUCCUGUCCUUUUGUCUAUCCCUUGUAGGCUGUUUAUUCAGCCUAACUAUCACCGCAUCUGCAGGACAGACCAGGCUGUUAUUAAUGCACUCAUUCACUUCAGUGAUACAUCAGGUUUUCAUUGCUUUACUAACCUGCCCAAAGCCCUCAUUCCAUAAAGUCCUGAGGAGGCCUUUUUCUCUCCAUGUGCUUUCCUUUUUGUUCCACCUCUUUUUAUUCUUUUACCACUCCCCUGUUUCUCAGCCACACGUUCAAAUAGUUGAUAGCAGUGAAGAAGCCACAACCACUUAACUGCCAUCAUUUAUAUUUGGACUGAAACAGGUACCAUAAUACAGGCUGAUUUAGCAAAUACUUAGAUCCUCCUAAAAAAAAAAAAAAAGAAAAAGACAUUGUCUUAUAAGAGACAUAAAUUGUUUGGUAUAGUGUAAGGUGUGCUGAAUUAGUCAAUAUAGGCGAGACUCACCUAAACUGACUGGGCCACAAACGUUUUCUUUGCCGCUGGAGUAUCCACUAGAGGGGGAUCAUUCCCUUGUUUUUUGCUUUCACCCUCUCUUUCUCCGACUACAUCUCUUCCCCCCGGUCUUCAGUUUCUCCCUCGUUCUUCCCCCUCAUUUGUGCUUUUGUUUUGCAUCCUCUUUCGGUCUCGGCCUGUCGCUGUUUAGUAUCAGACGAGUGGAAAGUUUGAUUAACCCCUCAGAUGCACAUGCACUCAGAUUCAGACUUCAGAUGCUUUUCACCCCCACACGGUCAUAGUAUAUCGUCUAUUUUGGUCCCGACCCAAUUCCCACGUCCCUCUGAGUUCUAGUACUUUACUUAUUAUUUAUGAAGUAGCCAGAAAGCUCCUCAAUGUAUGUGAAGGGAAAUGGGGUGGAGGGUGGAGUUUGGGGAUUUAUAGUCCUAUAGUGAAAUUAUUCAGAUGAUAAAAUGUCUGUGAGCGUAUGUGUGGGCCAUAGUUAUGGCUACCUCCCGUUUGUACCAAAACACCAGGAUGAAGCAGCACCCGAUCCCAAAGGUGUGUAGACUAACUAACCAGCUGAAGUUAACCAAUAAAACCCCCAAUGAUCGAUACCAGUCUCUCUUGUCAGUAUAGACAUAUAUAGAAAUAUAUAUUUCACACCUAAUGUACUUGUCAUAUUCCUGCAGAGGUCUGUGCGGUUAGACUUAUGUGUCCUGGAAAUGUCCACGUUUUGAACAUUACACUUCCUCUCAGCCUGUACAUACUGUGGAUGUGUGGAAAUGUCAGAACUUGUCUUUCUUAAAAACAAUAUGUAAGAACUGUUUUUGUAUUCUUGCUACUUUUUACCAUGUUAAAUGUUUUGACAAAGGCUCUUUUGUUGUUUUUGUAGUCCAUGUAGUGAUUGUAUCGGUAUGUUGCAGGGAAUCUCAAAGAGCACCCUGCGCGUGUGUGUGUGUGUGUGUGUGUGUGAGUGAGUCUGAGUGUGAAUGUAAACAGUAUUCUGUCAAACAGGGAAAUUCAGACUGUAGAGAAUCGUAUUAUAAAUGUUUAAACAGACCUGCGCCUUUUUUUUAAUUUACUAACCUUACUGGUCUGUCAGAGCUGUUUCUGCAGGAUGAACCUGCACUUUGUGUUACAUAUUUUCCAUGUUUUGAAAGAAAUAUUAAUACUGUUUGUUCUGUUACAAGUUGCAUUAAGGUUUACGUUGUGUCUCAGAGGGAAUGACACCUUCCUCCUCUGUGAAUGCUAUGAGAUUGUAGUUGCACUUGAGAAGCCUGGAAUGCAAGUUGGUUUUACAUGUCAGCUGUGAUCGCCACUGUUCCUUUUUCUGAUCAUCUGGGGAGCUGUUCCCUCUCCCCUCUCCCCCUCUGUCACUGUUGAUUCAUGGUUUGAGUGCAGUAUUGAAAAGUGUUGAAUACAAACAGAGGAGGCCAAGGAAGUAACUUUUUUUUUUUUAUUCUGGCUUGCAGUUCUUUUCUUUUUGUUUUAGCCUUAAAGUGGCCACAGUACCUCUCUGCUCCUUCCUCCUCUUCUGCUCUCUGUCUUUGUCCUUCAUCACCAUCAUCAUGCGAGGUCAGACGGUUGGUUCCACCAGCCAUCAUCUUUCCUUUUUUAUUUUCUGAAUCUGGCAUUAUAAGACUUUGAGAACAACCUGGACUUAAAGUAAAGAAGUACUGUAUGUAUUUUUUUCACAUUUGUUUUUAUUAUUUUUAAUGCGUAUUCUUUAAAUUGAUAUGAAUAUCUAUAUUCCUCGAGGGAGAGACCAGGGCCUUGGGUGAGUUUGUGAUGAAGGCUGGCUGGUUUUUUUUUUUUUUUUUUUUUUUGAACAAUGUAGAAUUGUUUCUAAGGCCAAAUCACAGAAGACACAAUUUCUACACAAAGAAUUCUGUAGGGUGGUGGUGUGAAAGUUGAGUAAUUACAACAAAAACUGCAUCAGGAAUCAAUGAAGGUGGGUUCAUAUUUGCCAAGACCUACAAGUACUCAAGAAUGUUCGACUUGUUAAUUGGUGCUGAUACAUCAUCAGAUGUGCAUAAUAAAAAAAUAGUCGCUCCAGGUGCAGACCAAGGACCUCACAUACUGUGUUGACAGUAGACUUAACAUGUAAUAAUAAUAAUAAUAAUACAAGUGUCUGUUCACAGCCCAAUAAUUCCAACCCUGCAGCACUGGUUUAGUUGUUUGUAUCAGUGAGGGCAACUGUGUGGUCGUGCAUUUGUCCUGUGUGUUAUAGAGUACUGUUGAGGUGUGUGAAACAUUAACGGACCAAUCUGCAGUGAGGAAUACUGCAAAGUGAAAGGGAGAGCUGCACUGAUCAGUGUAAUAUCUACGCAGUCAGGGAAAGGAGAGGAAACUCUCCUGUAUAAGCACAAAUGAAAUAAAUCCACCCUCUUGCAUUUUAACUGAUGGUUCUAAUGGAAACAUUUGGUUCAGGCACCAGUUCACCCAGCCACCAUCCUCCUUCCUUUUCAGUUCCAGUAAAUAAACCCGUCAGACCCUGGUGUCUCUUGCUCUCUGCAUGCUUGCUGUGUUAGUUCCUGUGUUCUGUCCCUGGGAACUAGUGCCCCCUUCCUCCUCCUCCCCCUCUUCCUCUCCUCACAGCACUGUUCCCUCCUAUAGCUUUUUUCAAAUUGUACUGUAGUUUAUGUGAAUGAUGUUGAAAAAAAAGAAAAGAAAAAAACUUUUGUGGCGACGUACAUGUACAUUCAUGCUAAGAUUAUCUGUAUGUAUGUAGCAUUCAAUUACACACAGCACUAACAAAUAAAACUUUUUUCAUUUAUAAACUUA